Pelodiscus sinensis (Chinese soft-shelled turtle) is the source of this 3426-nucleotide messenger RNA. It is a transcript of the gene GCNT3, whose product is annotated as glucosaminyl (N-acetyl) transferase 3, mucin type. Gene Ontology annotation, cellular component: membrane. Gene Ontology annotation, molecular function: acetylglucosaminyltransferase activity. Lineage: Eukaryota; Metazoa; Chordata; Testudines; Trionychidae. The record is from RefSeq and is a predicted model, not a curated record.
GGCCCUGCCGCCAGGAGCGGGGUGACUCAGGGAGCGGAUGCUUCGCUGAGAAGACACUUCCAGUCAGUUGCGAAGAUUCCCCUUUGUUCCCCCAAGAUGCUUCGGGGUCCGUGUCCCAUCCAGCGCCUGCUGCUCCUGGGCUUUCUGAUGCUGUUUGCCACGCUGGUGCUGAAAUAUUCCUCCUGGGAAUGCAGCUUCAGCGACCUGGGCAAAGACGCGCUGCAUCUCAAAAGCCAGCGCUGCAAGGACCAGCUCUACCGGGCGCUCAAGCUGCCCCCCAGGGGCCAGAUCAACUGCUCCCGGAUCGUCAGGGGGGACGCGGAGGCGGUGCAGGCGGUUCUUUUGAGCAGGCUGGAGAAGACACGCCGGCCAGAGCCGCUCGGCCCCCGGGAUUACCUGAACCUGACUCAGGACUGCGCGCUCUUCAAAGCCGGGCGGAGGUUUCUCGGGUCCCCCCUGAGCCAGGAGGAGGAGGAUUUCCCGAUCGCCUACUCCAUGGUGGUGCACGACAAGGUCGAGAUGUUCGAGAGGCUGCUGCGCUCCAUCUACGCGCCCCAGAACAUCUACUGCGUCCACGUGGACCUCAAGUCCCCCGACGAGUUCAGGGAGGCCGUGCGGCGCAUCGCCUCCUGCUUCCACAACGUCUUUUUGGCCAGCAGGACGGAGCGAGUGGUGUACGCGUCCUGGGCCAGGGUGCAGGCGGACCUGAACUGCAUGGAGGAGCUGCUCCGGAGCCCCGUGCCCUGGCGCUACCUCCUCAACACCUGCGGCACCGACUUCCCCCUCAAGACCAACGCCGAGAUCGUGCGGACCCUCAAGUUUCUCAACGGGAAAAAUAACAUGGAGUCGGAGAAACCCUCGUCCGUCAAGAGGGCGCGCUGGAAAUACAGCCACCGCGUGGGGGACUCGGUGGUGCGCACCGACAGGGAGAAGGGCCCCCCGCCCCACGGCGCCCCCAUGUUCACGGGCAGCGCCUACGUGGUGGUCACCAGGGGCUUUGUGCGAGCCCUCUUUGAAAACCCCGCGGCGCAGCAGCUGCCCGACGAGCACGUGUGGGCCACCCUGCACCGCAUGCCGGGCAUGCCGGGCUCCGUCCCCUACAACGACAAGUAUGAGGUGUCCGAUGUCAACGCCGUGGCCAGACUGGUGAAGUGGGAAUACCUGGAGGGGGAUGUCAGCAGGGGGGCACCCUACCCGCCCUGCACGGGGGCCCACCGGCGCGCCGUCUGUGUGUACGGGGUGGGGGACCUCCACUGGAUGCUGCAGACCCAUCACCUGCUCGCCAACAAGUUUGACCCCAGUGUCGAUGACAGCGCAAUCCAGUGCCUGGAGGAGCAUCUGCGGCACAAGGCCCUGUAUGGAGAGGGGCUGUGAGGACGCAAGACCAGAGAGCCUGGCUCUACAGGGGAGCUUGCCUCCGCGUACAGGACUCGUCCCGGAGACUAGCCACAGGAGUUUUUCUAUGGUAAAAAAAAAUCUUGACUACAGGGAAGCCUCUUCGAGAGAGUCCGGGCAACUCCCUAGACUCUGCUCCAGCCAGAGCAGAAAGCCCCCUGUGAGUGAGUCCUCUCCUUAGCAUGGUUGCUUUGGCCUUUUCAUUUGAAAGCAAGGGAAAGGAAUGUGCUAAUCAGGUGCAAAGUCUCCAGAAGUUGCUUCCUCCGUGGCAGUCUGGAAACAUCACUCUUCUGUGGUUUACCCAGGCCCCUAGAAAAUAAGGAGACUGCCACUGUAGAGCAGGAAAGAAGCUUUCACCUGGUAUCCAGCCGCAUUCAUUGUCUUGUUAAAGUUUUUCUUCUGGGGGAACUGCCUUAUUCUCACUACGAGGUUGGUGUACAUCAUACUUAGGAUCUGCUUAUUCUCAAAUCCAAGCUGCAGGUAGUUAGCACUCCCUACCGCAGUGGUCUCCAAUAUGGUGCCCACGGGCGCCAUGGUGCCCGCCGGGGCAUUUAUGUGUGCCCACCUAUUGAUCAGGGCCAGCCUGAGUCAUUCUUGUGCCUCGGACGCCUAGCACCUGCACAGCCCCGGGCGCCAGGCAGCCCCAAAAGGUUGGGGACCAUUGCCCUACCAGGACAUGCUGGCUAGAGGGAGGAUUUUUACAGAAAAUGUUAACUGUAGAAACCUGUGGCUUUAAAUGAUGCUGUUUGGACUCAUACAGGUAUGUAAUAGGAACAGCAAUUCAGGAGUAUUCAGACUUUCUCUGAUAAAGGGAUUGAUGUGGAAUCUGUACAUAAGUAUCAUUUUCAAAUUGGUUAAAAUGGUUGGCCACCCGUUUUGGGGAAAGAGCCCUAUAUUUUUUUAAAAAGUCACAAAAAAUUGCAACUUUUUUUCUGCUUCGUAGUGAAUGCUUGGAAGAACUAGUGAUAGAAAUGUAGCCGUGUUAGUCUGGGGUAGCUGAAGCAAAAUGCAGGACAAUGUAGCACUUUAAAGACUAACAAGAUGGUUUAUUAGAUGAUGAGCUUUCAUGGGGCAGACCCACUUCCUCAGAUCUGUAUACAUGAUUUCCUGGUACAUCUGGAUGCAGUAGUGGCCCAAAAGAUAAAAUCUCUUGGGGAAUAUUAUAAGCUUUAUCAUUGUUUGAACCAAGCAUUUUCAUUUUGGUUAAAAAGCACAGAUCCAGACAGAAAAUGUACUGUAAGUCCACAUUUUAUUCUUGCUUCCAUUUAACUUCUACUUUGUUUCCCUCUCUUUUCAUUCUGUUUUACUAAUGUUUUGUAUACAUAUCCAUUUCAAGGUUUCCUUGUAUUUCUUUUUGCAGUGUUAUCCACAAUUAUAUGCCUUGUGUGAUUGCAUAAACUAGUUUCUCUUAUCCUGGUUCUGCCUUGUCAGUUGCUUAUAUUUAGAAAUAAGAGGUGGACAAGCAAAUGUAAACUAUUGCAAAAGUUUCCCCCUUCUAUAGAUUAUAAAGAAAACCAGAGUGGAAUCCAGGUUCAAAGAAUUCAGACUGGUUCCUAUAAGAGCACAAGCUACUUCAUAUACUUCACUUUCUUUGCCUCAACUGUAUGCCAGAGGUGGCUUUUCACAUCCUUUCUUGCUAACUCAUUUGUAUUGACCCCAGCUGUGCCUUUUACUACCUCAACUAGUUUGGCUAAUUUAUUUAAAUUUAAAUAAUUGAGUUUUAUUUUAUUGUAUGUAAUUGUAUUUCUUGGAGUAAAAAACCCAAUAAAAAUAUAAAACCUGUGUUCCUUGAGUAUUUUAUGACAUAAAAGUUGAGAAUACAUAAGUCCGGGAGAAUGGAGAUUCUGAUUUUACUCACCUUCUGCAUGACCAAAGCCAUUUAACGUCUGUGCCUCAGUUUCUUUGUCUGCAAAACUGGGACAAUAAACCUUAACUCUAGUGAUAUUGUGAGGCUAAGUUCAGUGAGAUGCUUCGAUAAAAAGAGCCAUAAGUGAAAAUUAUUGUUACAAAUAACCCUGUGAUCCAGUCAGA